AUGCUGCAGUUCCCGGCGCUGAUGCGGCAGUGGCCGUCGCCGCCGCUGAUCCCGGCGUCCACGCUGCUCCCCGUGCCGGCCACCUCCCAGGAGGACGAGCUCCUCCUCGCCAUGGCCGAGUCCGACCUUGAGGACAAGCUGAACGAGAUCCGGAAGACCAACAGCCACCUGGCUAUCAUUGGGAAGCCCUCGGGCGAUACCAAGGAGGAGUACGACGAUGAGGUGGAGGACGACAAUGCAAACAACGUCGAGGAGUCCGACGGCGACGACUUCGACCAGGAGACCGGUUGA
Messenger RNA from Miscanthus lutarioriparius, 291 nucleotides. NCBI's taxonomy places the organism in Eukaryota, Viridiplantae, Streptophyta, Magnoliopsida, Poales, Poaceae. The record is from the annotation of a GenBank genome assembly.